CAAAAUGUGUCAACCUCCGGCGGAUGAAAACUACGGAUUUAAACUGUUUCUGCUGAUAAAUCGAGCUUUAACCGAGGCUGAGCAUAUAAGAUUAACGAUACGAUAUGUUAAUCCGACCUUUUAAACGAAACAAGCAAGUUAAAUAGAUAGUUUGCGCUCCCGACGCUACUUUUUUGAGUGAAUGCGGUGUUCAAACGGACCCAACUUUCUGCAAAAUGCGACGGAGUUUGGCCCCGAGUCAAGUGGCCAAACGAAUAAAGCGAGAGGAGGAAGAUCCGGACUGGAGAGAGUCGAAACAUACCGAGAAAGAAGUGACUUUGACGCAUUUGAGCCCGUACAGAAAACCGCUGACACCUCUGAGCGCGCAGCCCAAUGGGAGCUGUACGAGCGGGGAAAAACAUGAGAGGUUCAUCCAGAGCAUCUUGUCCAGGCCGUUUAAGGUUCCCAUCGCGAAUUACACCGGUCCGCUGGGGCUCCGGGCGCUGGGUGUGAAGCGUGCGGGCGGGAGGAGGGCGCUGCACGACCCGUUUGGAGAGGGCGCGCUGGUGCUGUACGAGCCGCCCAUCCUCUCCGCGCACGACCUGAUCCGAGCCGACAAGGACAAGCUGGAGGUGCACGUGGUGGUGGACCCGCUGCUGUCCCGAGUCCUGCGCCCGCACCAGAGGGAGGGCGUCCGGUUCCUAUGGGAGUGUGUCACGGGAAGGCGCAUCCCCGGGUCCUUCGGGUGUAUCAUGGCGGACGAGAUGGGACUGGGCAAGACGCUCCAGUGCAUCGCGCUCGUGUGGACGCUGCUGAGACAAAGCCCCGACGCCAAGCCGGAGAUCGAGAAGGCGAUCGUGGUGUCGCCCUCGAGUCUGGUGCGUAACUGGUACAACGAGGUGGGCAAAUGGCUGGGCACCAGGGUCACGCCGCUCGCCAUAGACGGAGGCUCCAAGGACGAGAUCGACAGGCAGCUGACGAACUUCAUCUCCCAGCGCGGUCUGCGAGUGCCCACGCCCAUCCUUAUCAUCUCCUACGAGACGUUCCGACUGCACGCGCACGUCCUGCACAAAGGCAAAGUCGGUCUGAUCAUCUGCGACGAGGGACAUCGGCUGAAAAACUCAGAGAACCAGACGUACCACGCAUUAAACUCUAUGAGCGCGCAGAGACGAGUGCUCAUCUCAGGUACGCCGAUCCAGAACGACCUCCUGGAAUACUUCAGUCUCGUGCAUUUCGUUAACGCGGGGAUUCUGGGUACGGCGCAAGAGUUCAAGAAGCGAUUUGAGAUGCCCAUUCUCAAAGGAAGGGACGCGGAUGCGAGCGAGAAGGACCGUCAGGCGGGUGAGGAGAAGCUAAAGGAGCUGAUCGGGAUCGUCAAUAGAUGUUUGAUCAGGAGGACCUCAGAUAUUCUAUCCAAGUAUCUCCCAGAGAAGAUAGAGCAGGUGGUGUGCUGUAGACUGACCCCUCUGCAAAGUAAACUGUAUCAGCACUUCUUAAAGCAGGCCAACCCUAUUGAGAAACUUCAGGACGGAAAGAUGAACGUCUCCUCUCUUUCCUCCAUCACUUCUCUCAAAAAACUGUGCAACCACCCUGCGCUGGUCUACGACAAGUGUGUGGAGGGAGAGAGCGGGUUUGAAGGAGCUCUAGAUCUUUUUCCUCAAAACUACAACCCCAAAACUCUGGAACCGCAUCUCUCCGGCAAAAUGCUCGUCCUCGAUUACAUACUGGCCAUCACGAAGAGCACCACCAACGACAAAGUGGUGCUCGUGUCCAACUACACGCAGACGCUGGACCUGUUUGAGAAGCUUUUCCGCAGCAGGAAGUAUCUGUACGUGAGACUAGACGGAACCAUGUCCAUCAAAAAGAGGGCCAAGAUCGUCGAGAGGUUCAACGAUCCCACCAACCCGGAGUUCAUCUUCAUGCUGAGCAGCAAAGCCGGAGGGUGCGGACUCAACCUCAUCGGGGCCAAUCGUCUGGUAAUGUUCGACCCCGACUGGAACCCCGCCAACGACGAGCAGGCGAUGGCGCGAGUGUGGAGGGACGGGCAGAAGAAAAGCUGCUACAUCUACCGUCUCCUCUCCACCGGGACAAUCGAAGAGAAGAUUCUGCAGCGACAGGCGCACAAGAAGGCCCUGAGCAGCUGCGUGGUGGACGAGGAGACGGACGUGGAGAGGCACUUUUCGCUCGGAGAACUUCGGGAGCUGUUCACGCUGAACGAGGACACGCUGAGCGACACCCACGAUCGGUUCAAGUGCAGACGCUGUGUGAACGACAGAGAGGUGCGCCCCCCGGUGGACGCGGACUGUAACAGCGACCUCUCCCAGUGGCAUCACACUUCACACAAAAAGGAGCUCCGAGACCAAGUGCUCAAACUGUCCUGGGAUACGGCGGUCAGUUUUGUGUUUCACCAGUGCUCCCACAUCAACCAGAAGACCGGAGAGGAGUAGACCAGGACUGGAACUGGACUAAAUAAGGUCAAACCAGAACUAAACCUGUGUUCCCACGUCAACCAGAAAAAAAGAAGAGGACUAGACCAGGACUUAACUGGAUUAGACUGAGGACUAAACUAUUUGCUCUCAACCAUAACACAGGAAAGGAAUAGACUCAAUUUUUUUUCUAAAUUAGGACAGGACUUGGACAGGACUUGGAUAAACAAGAACUCUAAACUGAAACUGGACUAAACUAGGAUUCAGAAGGUGCUUUGUCUGCCAGAUCCAAAGGGCAGAAAUUUUUAAGUUCAAAGCAAACUGGAAUAAAAUGGACUAAAUCAGGAUUUAUCAGGUCUAAAGUGAGACUAAGACUGGUUUAAGAGGGAUAAAAUCGGACUAAAUGUUGGCAGUGAGGUUCAGAUUUGACAUAUAUUUUAAUAUUUGGUUUGACAACGUCUAUUGUGAGCAAUAAAGUUUAUUUGUAACUGUUCUUACAUUUUUAUUUUUGGUCACUUAACAUUUUUAUUUAGUAAAGUUUUGGGAUUUAAUAGUUGAUUUUCUAGUUCUUUUUAACCUGUGAUAAAUAAAUAAAUAUCCUCUCAAGAAUGAAAAUAACUUUACACUGCA
Boleophthalmus pectinirostris (great blue-spotted mudskipper) is the source of this 3035-nucleotide messenger RNA. RefSeq names its product RAD54 like (gene rad54l). Bases 216 to 2426 code for a protein of 736 amino acids. Gene Ontology annotation, molecular function: ATP binding; ATP-dependent chromatin remodeler activity; DNA translocase activity. The record is from RefSeq and is a predicted model, not a curated record. Gene Ontology annotation, biological process: double-strand break repair via synthesis-dependent strand annealing; reciprocal meiotic recombination. NCBI's taxonomy places the organism in Eukaryota, Metazoa, Chordata, Actinopteri, Gobiiformes, Gobiidae. Gene Ontology annotation, cellular component: nucleus. The transcript is spliced from 2 exons.